AUGAAUAAGCUAGUUUAUUUACUUUUCGUCGCUGGUAUUCUAACUGGUGUAUUCUGUGACGAAGAAUGUUCAAGAAAGCGAAGGAACAGUUUACUCGAUCAGGAUUUCGGUAUGUCAUUGACGGACGACGAUUUAAUCACCACGAUGAUGGCUCCUUUGAUGUUAAGAAACUACUUCAGACCCUGGCGCUACCUUGAACCACUGGCAAGGGAUAUUGGUUCUACUAUCAAGACGGAUAAGGAUAAAUUUACAAUCAACGUCGAUGUUCAACAUUUCGCACCAGAUGAAAUAUCUGUAAGAACUGCGGAUGGUUAUGUUGUAGUUGAAGCAAAACAUGAAGAGAAACAGGACGAGCACGGCUUUGUUUCUCGUCAGUUCAUGAGAAGAUACUCAUUGCCAGAAGGUGUCGAGUCUGAAGAUGUUUUAUCGGAGCUCUCGAGUGACGGCAUCUUGACAAUAUCGGCUCCGAGGAAAGAUGUUGACAAAAAAGGAGAAAGAAUCGUUACAAUAACAAAGACGGGACCCGUUCGGAAACAAGCAAAGGAAGCGACGAAAGAGGAAAGUUGCUCUGCUGAUACUUGUGAAAAACCUAAACAAUAA
Messenger RNA from Danaus chrysippus (African queen), 600 nucleotides. NCBI's taxonomy places the organism in Eukaryota, Metazoa, Arthropoda, Insecta, Lepidoptera, Nymphalidae. The record is from the annotation of a GenBank genome assembly.